Rhizophagus irregularis DAOM 181602=DAOM 197198 is the source of this 2101-nucleotide messenger RNA. The record is from RefSeq and is a predicted model, not a curated record. NCBI's taxonomy places the organism in Eukaryota, Fungi, Glomeromycota, Glomeromycetes, Glomerales, Glomeraceae.
UCAUGAUAUUAAAAAACAUUAUUCAUGCUAAAAUUAUUUUAUUUUUAUUUUAUUUUAUUUUAUUUUUUUUUUGAAAAAUGAGUAGUCCUAUUAACAGAAUUGGAUUAGACUUUGGAACAACUUACACUGGAUUUGCAUAUUGCCAUGUUAGUGAUGAAGAUAAUAUAUGUUCAAAUGAUAGUUGGAACGGCGAUGUAGGUCAAUUAAAAACAAAUACGGUACUUCAAUAUGACAAUGAAUAUAAUAAUGUAAAACUUUGGGGUGCACCAGCUUUAGCUAAAAAAAAAAGUCGUAGAACAAGAAAACAAAAAAAUAGCGAAAAUAAUAAACCCAUUGAAUUGUUUAAAUUACAUUUGGGUGAUUUAUUAGAUGAAUUUAAACCAAAACUACCAGUUGAUUACAAAAAAGCUAUUACCGAUUAUCUUAGAGAAAUCGGAAAGGUAAUUAAAGAAACUAUCGACACACGUUGGCCAAACAUUGAUUACUUUGAAAAUGUUCUUUUGGUUAUUACUGUUCCUGCAGAAUUUUCUGAUAAGGCGAAAGCAAUUAUGAGAAUAUGUGCAUUUGAUGCAGAAUUGAUUAAAGAAAAAUAUUCAAAAAAUUUACAAUUUACUACAGAACCCGAGGCGGCUGCGAUAUAUUGUAUGAGUAAUCUUGAAGGACAUGAUCUUACACAAGCAGGAACCAAUUUUAUGAUAGUCGACUGUGGUGGGGGUACAGUAGAUUUAACAACUCGUAAAUUGGUAAAAAAUGAUCAAUUGGCCGAAGUAACCGAAAGAACCGGAGAUUUUUGUGGAAGUACUUUUAUUGAUGUCGAAUUUCUUAAAUAUUUACGAAAAACAAUUGGAGAUGAACCUAUGGAUUUACUCAGAGAUAAUCAUUAUGAACAAAUGCAAUAUUUAGUACAACAAUUUUGUGAAAAUGGUAAAAUUCCUUUUACAGGAGAUGAUCCAGACUUUGUAUAUGAAGUGGAUAUUCGAGAUGCGGCACCAAUCUUAGAACAACAUGUUAUUGAUGAUGAUAUCAGGAAAACUUUAGAUGAUGAUGAAUGGGUAAUUGAAAUUGAUUUUGAAACAAUGAAAUCAAUAUUUGAACCAGUUGUCCAAAAGAUUCUUCACUUAAUAAAAGUUCAACUGGAUGGUAAUGCUCAAGAAACUUGUUCUGCAAUGUUCUUAGUUGGAGGAUUUAGUGAAUCAAAAUAUUUACAAAAAAGAAUUAAACAAAAGUUUAGUAGUCAAGUUGAUAUUAUUUCAGUACCUACUCGACCUAUAGCAGCAAUUUCACGUGGAGCAGCAAUUUAUGGAUUGUCUAUAAGAUUAAAUGAUUUGAAUAAUGUAGAAAAUGAUGAAUGUAUUAUUUCUUCAAGAGUUCUUAAAUAUACUUAUGGAAUUAGCUAUUGUACUAAAUGGAAAGAAGGAGAUCCAGAAAAUAGAAAAAAGCAUGGUGACCUUAUUGAAAAAUUUCAUCGUUUAGCUGAACGUGGUACUAAAACAGAUAUUAAUCGAGAAGUUACAAAAUAUUUUGCACCAGUUGAUUGUUAUCAAACACAAGCAAAACAUAAAUUAUAUUAUACUCAAGCGUAUGAUGCGGAAUACUGUGAUGAACAUGGAGUGAAUCUUUUAGGAGAACUUUGUAUUGAACUUCCCGGUUCAGGUCUUGAUAGACGGCUAAUAUUUGGAUUAACUUUCGGAAAUAUGGAAAUUACUGCUACUUCAAAAAAUGAACGUACUGGACAAAGAUGCAAUACUACUUUCAAAUUUAAUUUGGAAGAUAAACUUGAUUUGGUUCUUAGAUGAGUAUUACUAACCUUCCGGUACAAUUAUUUGUGAAAUAUCAUCUUCUACUUGAACAGAUUUUUUUAAUUAAAUUUUUGUUGUUAAUUAUUUACGCUUUCUUUGAAGACUAUUAUGUGUAAUAUGUUAAAAGUCAUAUAUAUUAUGAGUACAUUUCAUUUCACACGUUAUUUGUAUUUAUCUAAUCGAUGAAAGUUUUCAUUGAUUAAACUAUAUGUGAUAUUGUUAUAUCAUCAAAAUAAAUUCAAACUCUUUAUAGUAGAAAAGAUUUUAAUUAAGCACUGAAUUUGAAAGUGUAAGAGAAUCAU